CAUACACUUAUAGCUAUAAGCGUAUAUACGAAGAAAGUCGAUCAUACAAGAAAAAAAUAUGGCUAAAUGGUGUCUCAUGUUACUAGUCGUUCUAGCAGUAGCAACACAAGUUACUAUUGCUAGAGACAUUCCUAGCAGUGAGACCAACAACAAAGGUACUGUUGUUGGCAAAGGUACUGUUGUUGGUCUCACUGACCAAAAGAACGUGUUUACUUUUGGUGGACUAGGUGGCUUUUCCGGCCUUGAUAACCAGGGUCAACCCAUUGGUGGGGGUGGCAUUGGAGCAGGCAUUGGCUCUGACCAUGGAAUCGGAGGUGUGGGUGCUGGUUAUGGAUAUGGUGGACCUGGUGCUGCAACCGGUGGUAUUGGAACUAUUGGAGGGCUUGCUAAUGGUUUUGCUGGCCUACCGGCUCUCGGAGGUGGUGGAAUUGGUGGUGGCGGACCUGGUGCAGGUGACGUUGGUGCAGUUCCAUUCCCUUGAAAAUCGUUGUAGUAACCAUAGCUACGUACGAAUGAGUCCUAGUUUGUGUUUGAUAGUGCAUUGUAUUGUUUGUUACAUUAUGAACUAUGUUUUGUGGUUUCUACCUAAAGAGAGAUUGUUGCUCUUAUGUUAUGUGGUUAUUUAUGUCAUUUGGUAUAAUGUACUUGUGUACUCUUAUAGAGAUAACUAAAUAUAGUUUGUUAUUCUAAUUCUAA
Molecule: messenger RNA, 696 nt
Organism: Erigeron canadensis
Lineage: Eukaryota; Viridiplantae; Streptophyta; Magnoliopsida; Asterales; Asteraceae
Product: glycine-rich protein 5-like
Exons: 1
Coding region: 59-481 (140 amino acids)
Source: RefSeq, a predicted model, not a curated record